UACUCGUCACAAGUCACUGUCUUGAAUCAUUAAUCUAUAUUUUUCACUAUACUUUAAAAUUUUGUUACUCUGUCAUAAAUGUGGCCCUUUUACAAAUGUUAUUUAAUUUUACAAUUUAAUUUUAAAUUGUAAUACAAUGAAUUAGUACGUAUAUUUAUUCCAACAAGUGAGUUAAGUUAUUUGAAUUAUUAAGUACUUCGGAACAUAAAGUCUAGAAGAAUGAACGAUCUGCCAGAAAAUAGCAGCAAUACUGCUGGUUCAGAUUUGGACACCUUGGAUUAUUUGCGUGGUGUAAAGUCAUCAACAUGUCUUUUACUGCCAACAACCCCUAGUCCCACUCCUUUGGAUUUCAAACACCCACUGUCAGAGGAAAUGAGUGAGCGACCGUUUUUACCAUUAAGCGACGACGCCAAUAGUGCGACUUUGCAAAAUGCAGAUACAUUAGGUGGAGACUCUAGUUCAUCUGCUGAUUCCAACUCAGUUGUUCAAGAUCCUGUAAGUGCUCAACUUAUCAAUAAUAUCAGUAUGCUGGAUUAUCAGACCCUUAGCAAGAAUGUUGAUCUGAUGAUGGGACCGGCUGAAGAUUGUAAACUCAAUGGAAAUCUCAAUAUCAGCAACAGGAAAUUACCCGACUUUGUUAACUGGAAUUGGGGAAUAAUUAGGAAAGUGCUUCUGUGGGUUGUUCUUUCAGCUUUAGUGGCAUGUUUAGGGGCUAUUAUAGCAAUGGUUGUUACUAUCCCAAGAGUAUGUAACCCAGAUCUUCCCUGGUAUCAAGGAAAGGUAUUUUAUGAAAUAUUUCCAGCUAGUUUUAAGGAUUCAAAUAAUGAUGGUAUUGGAGACCUUAAGGGGCUCAUUAAGAAACUUGAUUAUAUUCAAAACCUAGGUGUUUCGGCAAUUCGUUUAAAUUCUGUAUUUGAGGCUCAAAAUUAUCCAGAACAAUAUUACAAUGUAACUUCUUUGAUGAAUAUUGACAGAAGUAUUGGUACAAUAGAUGAUUUUAAAGAUUUGGUAACAGAUAUACAUAAAAGGAACAUGUCAAUAAUUCUUGACUUACCAGUGGCAUCAAUGAUCACGUCUGAUACGCCAUUUAAUUCUUCCCAACCAUAUUUGUUUACAAACAAUACACUGGUUGGAGUUUCAGAUGUAACAACAACUGCAAUUGUUUAUUGGGCCCACAUUAAAAAUGUUGAUGGAUUUUAUUUAAAAAAAUUGGAUCGUUUUGUUGAUGAUCCCAAUUUUGGCAAAUCUUUACAAUUUUGGAAGCAAAUUAUAGGUUAUAAUAAGAUAUUUAUUGCAAGCGAAGAAACUUUGCAAAAAGCCAAUGGUAAUUCUCUUAACAUUUUGUUGUCAAGAAUUGAUCUUAUUGAUAUUCAUUUAGAUUUACGUCAUGGUAUAAAUGGCUUAAAAAAUCGUAUAGAUGAAGUUAUAACAGGCUCACUUUGGACAAAACCUCAUUAUCCAUGGGUUCAUUGGAAUAUUGGCAACAUAUAUAAUGAGAGAAUCUCUACAAAACAUUUAAAUAAUACGUUAGCACUAACUGUUUUAGAAUUUGUUUUGCCUGGUACUGUUAGUAUAUUUUAUGGAGACGAGAUAGGUUUGGGUGGUUUGCAGGAAGUGGAAAAAGAUUUCCAUGAGCAUAAAGAUACACAUAAUUUAGUGAUGAUGAAUUUUUCAGAUAGUGGUAAAAAUGAAAAUGUUGGAAUAUUACCGUGGAAUUCUCAGUCUCUUUUACAACCUAGAUAUCAUUACAUAGACAUUAUAAAAAGUUUAUCAAAGGUUAGAAUGAGUACUCCUACAAUAUACUUGAGAGCAAUUUACAAAGAUGGCAACAUAUUAAAAAAUAUUGGGAUACGAAAAACCGAAGAAAAUUUAGUUGUGAUAGAACGAUGGUAUCCUCGAAGGAAUACAUGUGUAUUUGUCGGUAAUUUGGGAAAUACGUCCAUUACGACAGAUCUGUCUACGAUGUUCUAUGGUGGCACAGUAGUUUCUGGUACUAAUGCUUCUCUCGUAGGACAAACAUUGUACUUCGAUGAAGUAACAUUUCCUCCGAAUUCAGCUAUAAUAUUGAAACUAGAAAAGUGAAAUACAGAAUUAUAAAUAUAGGCAUAUAAUGCUACUGAUGAUUACUAUAUUUUUUAAAAGUAUUAAUACUGAAUUUUACGAGUUAAACAUAAUGAGAGGACUAUAGAUAUACAAUCUAUGAUUAACCAGUUUAUUAGAGACGUGGUCGACGAGCUAAGUGCACGGCAACUCGACGAUUGUGAGCGACCAAUGCGUGUAUGGUAUAAUUUUUUUUAGUAUCAACCACAAUUCGCAUUCGGAUUCGAAUGAUGCCAUUAUAUGAGCAAAUGUCUUUUUCAUAUCAUCCUAGUUCCUUGAUGCAGAAUCCAGGUAUUUUUAUUACUUUUUUUUAAUUUUAUGUUUAAUAAUGUUAAGUUUCAAUGAUAUUCAUAAUUCAGAAUCUCUAUAAAUGUUAAUGUAUUAUAGUUCCUAAGUUAGUGAUCUGAAAAAGGAAAAAAAAUAUUUGGAAAAAGUGCUUGUGUGUGUACCUACUUACAAUUUUUAUUAUUAUUUAAGCUUUGGUUUAUUUAAUAUUUAAGUAUUAAUCAUUAACAAAGUUCCUUCACCUAGUACUUAUACCAAAGAUUUAUAUGUACUUAUAAUUGAAAGGAAUAUAGAAAAACAAAAUGGAUACAAUCAUUAAAAUUUAAUAUACAUUUG
Galleria mellonella (greater wax moth) is the source of this 2721-nucleotide messenger RNA. Its product is annotated as 4F2 cell-surface antigen heavy chain-like. The transcript is spliced from 3 exons. The record is from RefSeq and is a predicted model, not a curated record. NCBI's taxonomy places the organism in Eukaryota, Metazoa, Arthropoda, Insecta, Lepidoptera, Pyralidae. Gene Ontology annotation, biological process: carbohydrate metabolic process. Bases 220 to 2082 code for a protein of 620 amino acids.